This is a messenger RNA of Klebsormidium nitens, 460 nucleotides long. Lineage: Eukaryota; Viridiplantae; Streptophyta; Klebsormidiophyceae; Klebsormidiales; Klebsormidiaceae. The record is from the annotation of a GenBank genome assembly.
GGAUGUGGCCUUUAGAGUCAUUGAGGGGGUGUCGACGACGAGUGGCUCGUCGAUUCGGGUAGCUCCAACGCCUAACCGGGACAAGAGCCAAGUUGAGAACCUCGAGAUGUUCGGGGGGAGUGGCCAAGAAUUCACGUUUGGCGAGAAGGGAACCCUAUGGGCAGAGGGAAGCGGCUCGGUAGAGCUGCGGUGUGCGACACCGACCGGAGAAAGUCUGGUCGCUGUGCAGAACGUGAUGUAUGUCCCGGGGGUGGCGGCGAAUUUGAUCUCGGUGAGCAAGGCCACCGGGGUUGCGUCAGUGCAGUUCAAGGAGAACGGCAACUGUGAGCUUGAGGUUGACGGGGAGGUAGUUCUUGUCGCUCGCAAAGUGAAGGGGGUCUAUGUGGUCAACCGGGCGGAGAAGGAGACGUGCUUCCUUGUGAAGAAGGCGGAAACGGCGGAGCUGUGCACCGACGGUUGA